Messenger RNA from Prorocentrum cordatum, 2874 nucleotides. The record is from the annotation of a GenBank genome assembly. Lineage: Eukaryota; Dinophyceae; Prorocentrales; Prorocentraceae.
AUGGAAGGAGCGCCAGAGGAGCUGGCCCCGGACGCGCUGCAGCCGCUGCCGCCGCCGGACGAGGCCGACUGCCCUACGCCGCGACUCGAGCUCGACCCGCCGAAGGGACACGAGUGGGUGCUCAAGGAGGCGCCAGGGCUGGGUCGAGUGAUGCAGCGCACGAGACAUGACAUACGCCUCGAUGAGCGGAACGCCGUGGUGCGGCUUGAGGGCGGCUGGCAGCGCGUGUUGGCGGUGGUGCCCGACGAGAAGGCCGAGCUCGUGAGGAGCGUGCGAGAGGCCUACCGUGGGCGUAAGUUCGAGGAGUGGAUGGAGGAUCGAAAGGGCGUCGAGGUGGCAGACUCCGCUGGGCUGGCUGAGAUCGGCGAGCGCGCAGGUGCCUUGGCGGAGCACCGCGAGCGCGCAGGCGUGCAGGAGGAGGCCGAGGAGGUCAGGGCCCUCUGGGUCGUGAUGGACGAAGCUGGGGAGCGCCAUAAGCCCUGGCGCUCUGUCGCGCGCGAGCUGAGCUUCCACCUCUUCCCAGACUGGCCUUUCGAGGGCCAGCGCUCGCAGACGCUGCGCAUGGCUAAGAGGUUCGAGAGGACUGGCGGGGGCCCGCUCUGGUGGCUGGCGCUGUGGCUUCGGGAGAAGGGCAUCGGUCAGAAUGAGCGCGCGGCGAUCGAGAUGGCCACCCCCCUGGCGGCGGUUCAGCAUGCAGGAUCGUAUGAUCAGUUGAACAUCGCGUCCCUGGCUUCCGUGGAGGUGAUGUGCCGACGAGUGGCCCAGAUCACAGAGGCCUGCCGCGACGACCCCUCGAGGCCCAAGUGGCAGGGCCUGGAGCCAUGCAUGGGCAUCGCUGGGCCGUUGGAGGUCGUCGAUCCAGGUCUGAGGGGCGCGGUUGCCCGCAAGAACAAGGAGAAGGCCGAGAUUGAGAAUGUGGCGAGCAGGCUCAGCGGGCAGCCCGCCUGGAGCCAGCUCGUGGCGGACGCGGCGGAGGGGCUGCCUGGCGGCCCAUCGGGCCCGAAGGGCCCAAAGGGUCCGAAGGGCCCCGAGGCUGGCGGCGGCAGGGGCGGCCUAGACGGCGGCAAGCUGAUCGCAGGGGUGCAUGCGUGCAGUGUCAGAGCGGCUCAGGCCACUCCGGGCAAGGGCGCGAUCCCCCUGCCGCGAGAGGCCUUCCAGUCUCUCCUCAACGGCCGCUCAGGCGACGAAGCUGACGCGUGCGGAAGAAGCAUCGGACACCUCCAGCAUGUGCGGCAGAUCUCUUUGCCCGAGUCAGUCGUGGGCGCGCCUCGCCUGCUCGAGAUUUUGCCCAGUGAUGUACGCCGCUAUCUGGAGAGUGGAUUGAAGCGCAUGCUGCUGUCUGACUCCGAGCGCGAGGCUCGGAUAGCGGAUUCGGGGACUACUCCCCACUGGGACCCCGCCUUUCUUCCAGGCCGCACAAUUUACCUGCUGCUGAUGCGGGAUUUGCGGCACCGUGGCGUUCUUGCGUUCCUGGGCCCAGAUGAGGAUGCUUUUCGCAGACUCAAGAUUGAUCGCGGGCUCUCCGCCUUCUUUUGCUUGCAGCCCGUGCGCGCGAAAGAGUUGGGGCUCGCGGGCAAGAACAUUAAUGGCGUGGUCGUGGGAACCGAGUCCUGGGCGCUUCCUGCGUUUAAGAGCCCCCCGAUGGGCUUCGCCUGGUCGCUCUAUUUCUGCAAGCGCACGGACGAAAACCAUGUCGGAGCCGAGACUUGCGUCCCGUUGUCGCAGUGGCAGAUGCUUCUGAAUACGGAUAGGUUAGACAACUACAAGGACUGCAAGGACGAUGCGAUAGGGGGCGACGACGACGGGAACUUCAGGGAGGUGUCAGGCGAUGCGAAUGACCCGCUGGGCGUCUAUGGGGCCUCGGAGGUUGUCAACCAGCCGCUGCUGACAGAUGCGAUGCCAAACCAGCCGCAGCGCGCCCUGACCGCCGGCCUCGCUCGAGCAGCCUCCAGCCAUGGCAAAUCGGAAGAGCCCAGACGGUCCAGCCGCAUCCUUGCGGCUCCUGGAGGGCUGCCGAACUUCGGCGCGAAGUUGAAGGCCAGCGGCCCCGCGGCAGAUCCAUGGCCGAGCAAGAGGUGGCGCUUUGGACCUCCCGCAGGUGCCCACGAACGCCUUGGUGCCACAGCGAGUCAGCCGAUGGGCCAGCUGAUGCGCCUGGAGGAUCCGUUCCCCGACCAGCCUGCCGACUACCACCUCCCGAACUCCGACGAGGAGAGCGAGAGCUCGACGGAGCCUGUUGGCCUUUCUGCGGAGCGGAAACUCAAGGUUCUCAUCAGGCGACGCCGUCGAAUGAUUGCCAAGUCAGCUGUCUCGAGGCGCCCGGGCGAGGUCACUUUCCUGGAACAUGCCAACGCCAGGGAGGCGACAGACAGGAACUACAGGAACGCCAUCCGCGACUUCUGGGAGAGAGCCCCCGACGCCGCAAGGCAGCGAGGCGGGGGUGUCGCGGUAGACGGCGAGGUGAACAGGUAUCUCAGCGAGGAGUUCGCCGCGGGCAAGGGAGUCCGGCGCGGCGAGACCCUCAUGGCUGCGCCCGUCCACUUCUUCCCAGCCUUCGGGAAGCACGGCAACCGCAAGCUCCCUCGCUCCUGGCGCGCCCUCCGGGGCUGGAGGCGCCUCAGUGGCUUCAAGACUCGGGGCCCCGUGGUGAGUAUCAUAUGGAGCGCGGUCGCAUCCGACUUGUGUUAUCGCGGCAACUGGCAGAUGGCGCUCCAGAUCGUUUGGAUGGUGGUCGACUAUCACAGACCAUCAGAGCCGCUGACUGUUCGCAGGGAGGACCUCGUCCGCCCGACUCGAGGUGCCGCCCUGCAGCUCGCGCUGGCACCUCUGCCCUCGCUUCCGGCCGAGCAUCUCGAGGCGCAUUUGCUGUGCUGA